Molecule: messenger RNA, 1099 nt
Organism: Lolium perenne
Lineage: Eukaryota; Viridiplantae; Streptophyta; Magnoliopsida; Poales; Poaceae
Product: transcription factor SCREAM2
Biological process (GO): regulation of DNA-templated transcription
Cellular component (GO): nucleus
Molecular function (GO): DNA-binding transcription factor activity; sequence-specific DNA binding; protein dimerization activity
Source: RefSeq, a predicted model, not a curated record
GAGGGGGCCGGUGGAGAAGGUGGACAAGAUAGCGGGAGGCGUCAGCGGCGGGGGCGACUGGGUGCAUAUCGCGUCCGACGUGAUGGAUUCGGCGGGCUUCCGAGCGUCGUUCCCGCUCAUGUCAAUGGAGCACGCCCAGCACUUCGACUUCCACGCGGCUUUCCCCCCGUCGUCAUCCAGCGCCGCCAACGCGCCCGCGAUCCCGGCCUUCCACGACUUCGCGUCCCGCCACGUCGGCGAGCUCUUCGACGUCGAGGCGCCAGCGGCGGUGGCCGAGUGGGACGACGAGGACGAGGACGAGCUGGAUAAGCAGAGAGUGGACGCCUCCUUCUUGGGGCUCUCAGCCUCGCUGGAGAACCUCAUGGCCGAGCGGCGCCGCAGGAAGAAGCUCAACAACUGCCUCUACAUGCUGUGCUCCGCCGUGCCCAAGAUCAGCAAGAUGGAUAGAGCUUCAAUUCUUGGUGAUGCAGUUGACUACCUGGAAGAGCUCCUGCGGAGGAUCAACGAUCUCUACAAGGAGCUGGAGUCUGCUCGUAGCUCUGCUCUUGUAGCUGGACCAGCAGCAGCUAGCUUCCACCCCCAUGGCCAGCAGUCAACCGUAAAGGUGUGGAUGGUGGAAGGGCAGGCACUGAACAUCCACAUGUUCUGCGCGCGAAGGCCGGGUAUCCUGCUGUCCACCAUUAGGGUGCUUGAAAGCCUUGGCUUCGACAUCGAGCAGGCGGUCAUCAGCUGCUUCAGUGGGUUCGCGAUGGAUAUCUUUGGCGUCAAGCAAACUAGGGGUCCUGGGCUCUUGCCUGAAGAAAUUAAGGACGUGCUCUUAUACUGUGCUGGGUUAUAGGCAUUGGGUUCUACUGUCCUUUAAUUUCUAAUCAGGAAAGUUGCUAGAUGUAUGAAACUUCAUGAGAUGAGGCUCGCCAUCUACAUACAUGAGCGACAACGGUGGUGGCGUGACCGGAUCUCUUCGGUCUUAUCGUUGAAUUUACUUUCUGGUGCUGUGAACUUGUAUAAUAGUACCUUUUUCUGCGGUUGAACUAUCUCCAACUUUCGCUUGUGAAUGAAGUCGCUGCAUUUCAAUUUGUAUGCAAUCCCCAUUGCCUCA